AAUAAGUAGCCACUUGCACGUUGUUAAACUCUAGUUUACUAAAUAGAGGAAUGAAGUUGUAGUUGUGAGAAAAUUCAAAGGAAACAAUUAACAAAUCUCCAUCUCCGAUACUUACAAUUUUUUUUUUAUUUUUUUUGAGAAUAACCGAUACUUACAAAUUUACUAAUUAAAACAAACUUAUUACACUAGCCAAUCCAUUAUCCAUGAAGUCAUCCAAAAGAGUGUAAUUUCUUUGAAUUUUCUUUCUUUACCCUUCUUCUCAAACCUUUUUUUUAUUUUAUAUAUAGAGACCACAAUAUUGAAUCCCCAAUUCCUCUUUCUCUAAAGUCCCCCAAAACAAAUCAACUCAAAAGUGUACUCUGUCACUAGAACAGCACUCAGUACCCAAAAAUGGUGGUUGCUAGCCCUGGUAGUGGUAGUGGUGGCGGUGGUGGCAUAGGUGGUUUGGCUGACAUGAAGAACUUAACUGUUCAAGUCAUCACCGGCCGGUGGUUCAUGGUCUUCGCAUCAUUUCUCAUAAUGGCAGCCGCCGGUGCAACUUACAUGUUCGCUCUUUACUCAAACGACAUCAAAACCGCCUUAGGUUACGACCAAACGACAAUUACUCUACUAAGCUUUUUCAAAGACCUAGGAGCAAACGUCGGCGUCCUAUCCGGCCUUAUCAACGAGGUCACGCCCCCGUGGGUGGUUCUUUCAAUGGGGGCAGUCCUGAACUUUUUCGGGUAUUUCAUGAUUUGGCUUGCCGUCACCAGAAAAAUCUCCGGCGUCCAUGUUUGGCAUAUGUGCUUAUAUAUUUGUAUAGGAGCAAACUCUCAAGCCUUUGCAAACACUGGUUCUUUAGUCACGUGCGUCAAGAACUUUCCUGAAAGUCGCGGUGCCGUUCUUGGAAUCUUGAAAGGUUAUGUAGGGCUGAGUGGUGCAAUUAUAACUCAAAUAUAUCAUGCCGUUUAUGGUGAUGAUUCAAAAAGCUUGAUCUUGCUGAUCGGUUGGUUACCGGCGGCGAUUUCUUUUGCUUUCUUGAGAACUAUAAGAAUCAUGAAGGUAAUUCGCCAACCGAAUGAGCUCAAAGUUUUUUACAAUUUUCUCUACAUUUCGCUAGGCCUUGCAGCGUUUUUAAUGAUAAUUAUUAUACUACAAAAAAGAUUGCAAUUUACGCGGAGUGAAUAUGGUGCUAGCGCUGCUAUGGUUCUUUUCUUGCUGUUUUUGCCUCUUGCUAUUGUUUUAAUAGAAGAGUACAAGAUUUGGCAAAACAAGAAACUAGCUUCAAAUAACCCCUCACCUUUGAAAAUAAUUACAACCGAAGAAAACACUGCCACAGCCACAGACACAGUCACAGUCACGGCUGCCACAGCCAGCACUGCAGCCUCGUCGGGAAAUGUCAUUGACGAAAAUGUUUCAUGUUGGAAAACUGCGUUUAAGCCACCAAAUAGAGGAGAGGACUACACAAUAUUACAAGCACUUUUUAGUAUUGAUAUGUUAGUUCUCUUCUUAUCAACAAUUUGUGGAGUUGGGGGAACACUAACAGCUAUUGACAACUUGGGUCAAAUAGGGACAUCUUUAGAGUACCCUAAAAGAAGUAUAAGUACUUUCGUUUCAUUAGUGAGUAUAUGGAAUUAUCUUGGUAGAGUUGUGGCAGGUUUUGCUUCUGAACAUUUUUUAUCCAAAUAUAAAUUUCCUCGCCCUCUAAUGCUCACAUUGAUCCUUUUAUUUUCUUGUGUGGGGCAUCUCCUAAUCGCAUUUAAUGUCCCUGGUGGACUUUACGUGGCUUCAAUAAUUAUUGGGUUUUGUUUUGGUGCUCAAUGGCCUUUGCUUUUUGCCAUAAUCUCUGAAAUUUUUGGUCUCAAGUAUUAUUCUACUCUGUACAAUUUUGGGGGAGUGGCUAGCCCUAUUGGGUCCUAUGUGCUGAGUGUGAGAGUAGCAGGGCAAUUGUAUGACAUAGAAGCAAACAAGCAAUUGGCAGCUAAAGGACUUAAAAGGCAGCAUGGUCAAGAGCUCAGUUGCAUUGGGACUGAGUGCUUCAAAUUGUCCUUUAUUAUAAUUACUGCUGUGACAUUAUUUGGUACUUUUGUGUCACUUAUUUUGGUGCUUAGAACUAGAAAAUUUUAUAAGAGUGACAUUUAUAAGAAGUUCCGGGAGGCAGCACAAGCAGCAGAGACAGAGAUGGCGGUGGCCAGCAAUGGCAUCCAACAACAGACAGAAAUGAAGACAGGUAGCUAGGAUUAAACAUAGUAUAAGAAAGAAGCAAAUAGUUUACUCGUGAAAAUUCAUUGUAAUCAAAUACAAUAAUAUCCCGAUUUGUAUUUCAAACAUGUAUAAUAUUUUUCAUAUAAUGAAAUAUAAUUUCACUUUUCUUUUAAAAAAA
Jatropha curcas is the source of this 2362-nucleotide messenger RNA. RefSeq names its product protein NUCLEAR FUSION DEFECTIVE 4. NCBI's taxonomy places the organism in Eukaryota, Viridiplantae, Streptophyta, Magnoliopsida, Malpighiales, Euphorbiaceae. The record is from RefSeq and is a predicted model, not a curated record. Gene Ontology annotation, cellular component: membrane.